This is a messenger RNA of Hemicordylus capensis (graceful crag lizard), 1756 nucleotides long. RefSeq names its product mucin-5AC-like. Lineage: Eukaryota; Metazoa; Chordata; Lepidosauria; Squamata; Cordylidae. The record is from RefSeq and is a predicted model, not a curated record. Bases 750 to 1424 code for a protein of 224 amino acids. The transcript has 3 exons.
GCCAAUGAGCUCUGAGAUCAGUCCAAAGAGACUCUUUCUUUCUCUGACCCCAGUUUUCUGCCCCUCGGAGCUGGGCCUGCAUUCCUCAGAUCAUAGCUAUGCUUCCUACUUAUGGCAUCCAGGCAGAUUUUCAAGCCCCACCCCUACCCCCGCACAUAGGUCAAAAGGCUGUAACUGGGGGUUGUUGCUUCAGCCAGAGACCAAAUGCAUUGUUUAGUCCAUGUGAACCAUCAGCUCCCACUCUGCUCAAAGGAGAAGCCUCUUUCCUCACAGGUAUGGGAGGCCCCAUAGUCCAAUAGUGGAACAAGUGCUUUGCAUGCACAAGGGCUUGGGUUGAGUCUUCUUCAUCUUCUGUCAAAGGAUUUUAGCUAGCUAGGGAAAGGCUUCUGCCCAAGAGCGGCUGGCAGCCAGAGUAGGGCAAAGUGAGCCAGGGGUAUGACUUGGUAGAAGGCAGCUGCAUUGGUAUGUUCAGCAGAUAGAGCCUGGCCAUUGCACUCCCUUCUGGAGCGUAGUUGGUGAGGGCUGUCUUGCCAGUGCUAUGCAAUAUAUUCCUCUUCAACCCUUGCUUGUUUCCUUGGGUGGACCACCUCACCCACAAUCCCAGGCUGCACUGGUUAACCUAGGCAGAAAGGAGAGGCAAUUUCUAUCAGGGCUAUGGGCCAUCCUCAUUUCCAGAUUCCUGCUUUAUUUCCUCUCUUUCAGGUCAUCCCAGAAAUCUGACCCAUGUUGCUCCAUGUCCUGGGGGACCCAUGUUGCACCAUGUUCUGGGGGACCCUCUGGGGGAAGAGCCCAGUGAGGCAAACUUGGUGCCAGGACCCCUUCCAGGACUUCAUGUCCCCACUGACAUUCUGGGGAAAGAGCUCAAGGAGGAAACCUCAAUGCUAGGAUCCCUUCCAGAACCUCGCGUCCCCACAGAUAUUCUGGAGGAAGAGCUCAAUGAGGGAACGUCGGUGCCAGGAUCCCUUCCAAAACCUCAUGUCCCCACUGAUAUUCUGGAGCAAGAGCUCAAUGAGGAAAUGUCGGUGCCAAGAUCCCUUCCAGAACCUUGCAUCACCAAUGACAUUCUGGGGAAAGAGCUCAAUGAAGCAACCUCAGUGCCAGGAUCACUUUCAGGACCUCGCAUUUCCACUGAUACUCUGAAGGAAGUGCUCAAUGAGGAAACCUCAAUGCCAGGAUCUUUUCCAGGACCUCGCAUCCACACUGAUAUUCUGGAGGGAGAACUCAAUGAGGCAACUUCAGUGCCAGGAUCCCUUCCAGCUUCUCAUGAUGUUCCUGAAGGCCCUGCUGCAUGUCUCCGCCCCCCUGGGUCCGGUUCAUUAUUAUCUUCUGCCUCGCUGGAAAUUGGCUCCAUCCCACCCUCCACCUCUACCUCUUCUUUCCUCCUGCAUCCCUCUUCCCCUCCUCUCCUUCCCCACAUCCUCUAGAGCUGGAACUCAGCGAUGUAAAAGAAACUCUGCAGAGUUUGAUGAAUUUGCAGUUCCAUCAUCUGAAUGACCGCCAAAGACACCUCCGCAUCUGCCAGGAAUUUUUGCAAAACAUCAAGGCACUGAGGGGAGAUCUCCGAAGACUGCAGAGCAGACUGGCAAGGGUGGAAGCCACUAUUGGGAUCCUGGUUCCUCCAAAGGAACUGGAUGUUGAGGAGGAAAAAGAGAAAGACCAAAACCAGCAAUAAAAUGCUGCAUAUUUAUUUAAAAAAUAUUAAACAUGUGUUUUAAUAGGAUAGGAUGUAGAGAUAAAACAGCAAUAGAACAUGCAU